Molecule: messenger RNA, 1921 nt
Organism: Nicotiana tabacum (common tobacco)
Lineage: Eukaryota; Viridiplantae; Streptophyta; Magnoliopsida; Solanales; Solanaceae
Product: violaxanthin de-epoxidase, chloroplastic-like
Biological process (GO): xanthophyll cycle
Molecular function (GO): violaxanthin de-epoxidase activity
Source: RefSeq, a predicted model, not a curated record
AUACAUUCCUUACAAUAGACGUCAUUUUAUUCAAUUCUUUUAUACCUAUAAAAACCCGACCCAUUUACCCAUUUCCCUCAACAACCAUAACGAACCAUGAAUGUAAACGUAGCACCAUCUUCCUCCAUCAAUUCUCCGGCUACUUUUCCGGUUAACCGGCGGUCCAGUGUCGCCGGACUUCUAAAUCCUCUUCUUCUCCGCUGCCGGAAAACUAAAGUGUCCGUCUUUUCUUCUUCUCUUGACCGGAAAAUCAGAGCUACAAGAAGAAUACUAGCUGCUGCUGCUCUGGAAAUGAAAGAAGCAGAGAAAAAAACAAGUAGUCCAGUGAGAAUAGUGAGUAUUGUUGGUGAGGAUAGUGUUAGCCCUCUCAAUUCUGCUCCUUGGCUAGAUGUCAUGCUUCACACUGCAGAGAGACUGAAAUGGGUUGAUGAAGAGUUUGAAAUGAUUGUCUUUUCUGACAACUUUAUCAAUUCUCAAGAUGAAACUGUCAACCGCGUUAGAAAUGAGCUGGAUCGUGCUGAUAUUUUGGUGCUGGUUGCUGUUAGUAAGGAAGGAUCAGUCAACUGGAUACAGACUAACAGCCAGAAUGUCCCAAAUACCAUAUGCUUUGAUUCCUCUUCGGCACUGAGAAACAAGCUGGGCGGAAUUUUGAUUGAAACUGAAAAAAGAGGAGACAUAUUCAGCAGUUUACUUCCAUUCUCUCAAUCUAAGAAAAUGAAUGAAUCUGUAGAGAUAGUUCGAACAGUAUCUGAGGCUUGGGAAAGGCAUAACGCUGAUGACAUACGGUUCUGCUUAUUAGUUAUAAUUAAUUCUUAUAUAACACCGGUUUCAACACUGCAGAACCUUAGAGCAAAAGGAUUCUCCACCCUGAACUGCAUGGUGACAAAUUGCGGACCUCAGAUAUUGAAUUGUCUACUGGAUCCUAAUUGUAGGAAGGCACUUCAGUGCUUGAACCAGUGCAGCCCUGUAGAUCAAGUAUGCAAUUAUCGGUGUAUUGCUUCAUAUGAGAGUCAAUACCUGGAAGAGUUUUCUCUCUGUGUACUACAGAAGAAUAACUGUCUUGAGCUCGACGCAAAGAUCCCUGAAAAACCUUAUGUGCCUCCAAUGACCGAGUUUCGAGGGGAAAUAUUGUCUUCUGAAAUAGCUGAGGACCUUUUUGUGGGUUGGUUAGGGACAUUGAAUUGGAGUUGGCGCGUUGUAGCAGGGCAGAAUCCAGCUUAUGAUCAAUUUCCAUGCCAGUACCAGCUAUACUAUCGGGGAAAAGCUAGAGGAUCAUUCUGGUAUGAGCCAGUUUUCCAGGUAAGAACACUUGAAGAUAACUUAGUCUGGAGAAGGCGCAAGUAUAGAGUGAAAAGAGGAAAAGUUCCCGGAACAUUUCAAUUCAGUGUAUUGGAUAAUGGAGUUGUUUCAAUUGAGUCGUGGACAAUUGUGGAUGUUUCUGAUGAUUUAAGCUGGGGUUUGUUUCACUAUCAUGGAGCUGCACGAGUGGCGGGGCAGUCAUAUACCGGGGCAGUUCUUGUGAGCCCAGAUGGCCAAUAUCCAGCUGAGAGGGAAAAAGAAAGGUUGGUAUCUGCAUUGGAUAGAUGUGGCAUCAAAGAGUGGGAGCUAUUCAAUGUUGAUAAUUGUUCAUGUGAAGGUCCACCAUUGGGGCUUCCGGAGGGGUCAAGUUUGCAUUCUAAGAUUGAAGUCCAAGAGGGCAGGACACAUGCUUCAGUAUAGGAGCCUGCAAUUUUUUGUUAAAACUAAACUUGUAUUUUGUAUAGUUGAUUGAUAGGUCAAUCAUGGUUAAUGGCUGUUGUUACAUCCUGUUUAAACCAGAUGGAGUUCAAGUAAAAAGUUGUAGAGAUAUGUUCUUGCAAAAUAUAGUGCUCAUUAAGUAAAUGACCUUUUUUAGUUGCACAUAAUUAAGGGAUGUUUUUAA